AUGGCCUCCGAGGUGCCGUCCCAGCCCCCGUCGCCUUCGUCGUCGCCACCCACUUCUCCCGAGCCCGAACUGACCCAGCUGAGGCGAAAGGUGGAGAAGUUGGAACGCGAGUUGAGGAGCUGCAAGCGGCAGGUGCAAGAGAUCGAGAGGCUGCUGCAUCACACGGAACGGCUGUAUCAAAGCGCCGAGAGCAACAACCAGGAGCUCCGCACUCAGGUGGAAGAGCUCAGUAAAAUACUUCAUUGUGGGAGAAAUGAAGAUAAUAAAAAGUCUGAUGUAGAAGUACAAACAGAGAACCACACUCCUUGGUCAAUUUCAGAUUAUUAUUAUCAGACAUAUUAUAAAGAUGUUAAUCUUCCAAAUAAAGGAACUGAUCUCUCAGUUCAACAAGGUCAGGAUAUUGAAGCUUCUACUUUUAAUUCUGAAGACCAGUCAGAAAGAGAAAAUGAUGCUUAUGCUGGCACUGACAUAAGAGAAGAUGUUAAAUGUAGGCAAGAAGACCAUUUCCCUUCUAAUUCACAGGAAUCAGCAUCUGCAUUAGCAACAGAAAAUACAUCUUUAGAAGGUUCAUCAUUAGCUGAAAGUUUGAGGGCAGCAGCAGAAGCUGCUGUAUCCCAGACUGGAUUUACUUAUGAUGAAAAUACUGGAUUAUAUUUUGACCACAGCACUGGUUUCUACUAUGAUUCUGAAAAUCAACUAUACUAUGAUCCUUCCACUGGAAUUUAUUACUACUGUGAUGUGGAAAGUGGUCGAUACCAAUUUCAUUCUCGAGUAGAUUUGCAGCCUUAUCAGACUUCUAGCACGAAACAAAGUAAAGAUAAAAAAUUGAAGAAGAAAAGAAAGGAUCCAGAGUCUGCAACAAAUGAAGAAAAGGAUUUGAAUUUAGAAGAUCAAAAAGCAUCCAGUGUUGAACAUACAAGAUGUAGUGAGGAAGAAGAUUUUGCAAAUGUGAAAAAGAAGGCCAAAAGAGAUAUUUAUUACAAAAAUUAUUCCCCAAAAUUCACUAUACCAGUUACUGGAAACCGUAUAGAUUCUCCUUUUAGUGAAAAUACUUGUAAUUCAACUUCAUUUAAAGAUGAGAAAAUCAUAGAGACUGAUAGUGAGCCAGAAGAAGGGGAAAUUACAGACUCUCAGGCUGAGGACAGUUACGAUGAAGACAUUACCAGUGAAGAUAGUGUGAGUGCAGGAGACACUGAGGAUGAAGAUGAAGAUAAAAUUUGGCCCCCAUGUAUCAGAGUAAUUGUUAUUAGAUCACCAGUGCUGCAGAUAGGAUCACUUUUUAUCAUUACAGCUGUAAACCCUGCUACAAUUGGAAGAGAAAAAGAUAUGGAGCAUACUCUUCGAAUCCCUGAAGUUGGUGUCAGUAAGUUUCAUGCUGAAAUUCAUUUUGACCAUGACUUACAAAGUUAUGUCCUCGUCGAUCAAGGCAGUCAAAAUGGCACAAUUGUUAAUGGAAAACAGAUUCUUCAGCCUAAAACUAAAUGUGAACCAUAUGUACUUGAGCAUGGAGAUGAAGUGAAAAUUGGAGAGACUGUGUUGUCAUUUCAUAUUCACCCUGGCAGUGAUACCUGUGAUGGCUGUGAACCAGGGCAGGUUAGAGCUCACCUUCGCCUUGAUAAGAAAGAUGAAUCUUUUGUUGGUCCAACACUAAGUAAGGAGGGAAAAGAGUUGGAAAGAAGAAAAGAAUUAAAGAAAAUACGAGUAAAAUAUGGUUUACAGAAUACAGAGUAUGAAGAUGAAAAGGCAUUGAAGAAUCCAAAAUACAAAGAUAGAGCUGGGAAACGUAGAGAACAGAUAGGGAGUGAAGGAACUUUUCAAAGAGAUGAUGCUCCUGCAUCUGUUCAUUCUGAAAUUACUGAUAGCAACAAAGGUCGGAAGAUGUUGGAGAAGAUGGGUUGGAAAAAAGGAGAGGGCCUAGGAAAGGAUGGUGGAGGAAUGAAAACUCCGAUUCAGCUUCAGCUUCGGCGAACACAUGCAGGCUUGGGUACAGGGAAACCAUCCUCAAUUGAAGAUGUUCACCUUCUCCAAAACAAAAGCAAAAAGAACUGGGACAAAGCACGAGAGAGGUUUGCUGAAAACUUCCCAGAAACUAAACCUCAAAAAGAUGCACCAGGAUCCAUGCCUUGGGUAAAAGGGAGUAUAGAGUGAAGAUUAGUCAGAGAACAACAUUUUCAGGCUUUGAAAAAGAGUUUGGAAACUCUCAUUGCAGAGUUUUCCCCUCUAAAAGCAUCAUUUGCACCAGGGAAGUAUUUCAUAAUUUGCCCCCUCAGGACUCAAAAGUGUGUAAUAAACUAUGGUUUAGUUAUGUUGGUAAACUUUGCAUCUUUUAAAAAUAAUUUUUUAAAUAAAUAAAUAGUGAUUGAAUCAAGUUAUGCUAUAGUGGACUAAAGUUCACAGGACACAGAUGAGCUUAUCAUACUGUUACUUUAUUGUGUCAUUUACGUUACCCAUAUAAACAAAGAUCCAUAUAAGCAAAAUCUGUAGAGCCACUAAUGACCUAAAUGUACCUUUGUCCCGUCUCUAUAUAUUUGUUAAUUGUAAGAUGUACAACAAGAGAAACAUCAGAAGUUUAUCCAAAAAGCAGUUCUGACCAUGUGCACCCUUCUUUAUUCCCUUUAGAACAUAGAUCAAAAACACUGAGAAAAUACGAGUAGUGGUCCAUGAGUUUUAUUAUCCUUAAAGUAACCUAAGUAAUACCGUUGAAGAACUAAUGAACAGGUGACAUGUAGAAAAUUAGUGUUUUGUUUUCUUCUGUGAAGAAUCUGUUACUUGUACUCUACAUUAAGCAUUUAUUUUGGGUUUGUUUCAUAGCUAAUGACAUAUUUAGAUAUGAACAACUGAGUACAGUAUUAAAAUAUUCAGUGUGCUGGCAUUUGCAGUUUUGAUAAAUCCCAUUGCUGGCAAUGGAGUUGUGCCAGAGAAUCUGAUUGCUAGUGCAAACAGAUUACCUAACCAGGGCCUCAAACUCAAGAUAUUUAUUGCAAAUGUACUCAAAUGCAAUAAAAACAGUAU
Orycteropus afer afer is the source of this 3012-nucleotide messenger RNA. RefSeq names its product angiogenic factor with G-patch and FHA domains 1 (gene AGGF1). Gene Ontology annotation, molecular function: protein binding; nucleic acid binding. NCBI's taxonomy places the organism in Eukaryota, Metazoa, Chordata, Mammalia, Tubulidentata, Orycteropodidae. The record is from RefSeq and is a predicted model, not a curated record.